Diabrotica virgifera virgifera (western corn rootworm) is the source of this 2487-nucleotide messenger RNA. RefSeq lists its product as uncharacterized. Gene Ontology annotation, molecular function: peptidyl-prolyl cis-trans isomerase activity. The transcript has 6 exons. NCBI's taxonomy places the organism in Eukaryota, Metazoa, Arthropoda, Insecta, Coleoptera, Chrysomelidae. Bases 80 to 1180 code for a protein of 366 amino acids. The record is from RefSeq and is a predicted model, not a curated record. Gene Ontology annotation, biological process: protein peptidyl-prolyl isomerization.
ACAAUACAAAAACAUAGUUUAGAUUAUGUCAUUAUUUGUCAAAUUUUUUAGCAGUACAUGAAAACCUUAUUUUUUUAAAAUGCCCAAGAAGAAGUGUUGUAAUCGUAAGAAGAAAAAAGUAUUUAAACCAGUAAAAACAUUUCGAUAUUUACCAGGUUCAGUGUCUAAUGAAGUAAAUUAUGACGAUUUACAUACUUACAAUUGUCAUCGUUAUCGAGUUCUAACGUGUCAUGAAGUUGUUGAUACAAAACCAUUUAGUAUAAAUCCUUUUCGUAUGUUGCCGAGACGUAAAAUGGUAGAAGAUCUGUUUCAGUCUGAGUCAAUAGAUAAGAAGAAUAAACAUCUGCUUUAUAAAAUUAACUUUAUUAAUCGAAAUGGCGGAUGGGUCGAUUGUUACAAUCCUUGGGCUUAUUGGAGAAAAAAUGAUUGGCUAAGCUAUGAACAAAAGAUGAAAGGUUAUGAAAAAGAGAAUAAAAUAAUACACAAGACAAUAUUAAGUUCAGAGUCUCAUUAUUCAAAAUCGGAAAUGGACAAAAGAUGGAAAAAAGUUAUGUUUAACUUUUCGCACAGUUCUAAAUUUCCUCUAGUUAUUACAUUAAAAGUAGAUCAUGAUGCAAUUUUAAAGUCCCAACCAUCUAUUAGUGAAGAUCUGUGCAUAUGUACUUCAAAAUGUCUUAGAACAAACCGUCCAAAGUGUUUUUUGGAGUUUAGUGUUAAAGACGGAGAAUAUUUAGGUAAAAUAAUUAUUGAAUUAUAUUUUGACUUCGUACCGGUCACUGUACAAAACUUCAUGGAAAUAUGUGAAGGAAAAAAAUUAACGUAUAAGAAUUGCUUGGUACACCGAAUAGUUAGGGGUCAGUACAUGGAAUCGGGAGAUAUUACACUUUGUACAGGUCGAGGUGGUACUUCCAUAUAUGGUAAAACAUUUUCGGAGGAAAAUCAUCUUUUAAAACAUUCUAAAGCAGGUGUGCUCUCUAUGAAACGAUUACCUCCCACCGAUAAUAAUUCCCAAUUUAUCAUAACUUUUGCAAAAAUGGAGCAAAUGGAUCAUAAAAAUGUGGUAUUUGGAAAGAUCAUUAAGGGAUAUGCGAAUUUACUGAAAGUUCAAGAUUAUGGGCGCAAAAUAGGAAAACCCUAUGUUGAUAUUAUUAUCUGUAAUUGUGGAUUAGUUAAUACAUGAAUUUUAGAUCAAUUUAUAUUGCUACUUAUGAUCAUCAAAUUGGAUAACGAAAUAAAAAAAGUAAUAAAAGUUUUGUAGUAUAUUUCAGCCAGUCGCAAUCAGAUUAUAGUGUAAACCAGCGAUUCUCAACCUGUGGGGCGCGCCCCACUAAGGGGGCGCGCUUUUAGUAAUGGGGGGGCGUGAGCAUAUAAAAAAAUACACCAACAUCAUUAACUAAUUUACUAAAAUCAAAGCAAAACAAAAUUCUGACAAAAUAAAAAAUAAAAUACACAUGAACACUGAAUAGGAGUUAUAAUCAUAAAGAGCACUCAAUACUAAAAAGUAAGAUUUACUGUUUUUUGUCAAAAUUAUUGAACGAGGGGGCGCGGUGAAAAUAAUUAUGGAAGAUUGGGUCGCAAAGGGUAAAAGGUUGAGAAACGCUGGUGUAAACUGUAGUUUGUGUUGGGUAAAUGUCUUGUUACUUAUUAAAGUCGAUGUCAUUGUAUAAAAAUAUUACAAAGAGACGCUUUUGAAUCCGAACUUUAGCUGCCCAACAUGUAAAUUUAGUAUAUUAUAAGUAAAAACUUCUUAAUACGUAAAAAUAUAUAUUAUAGAGGAGCGUAUAUUAACCCUCCGUUACUCGCACACGGUGUAUGAGACCGGGCCUCUAAAUAACUGCCUGUAACUCUGAUUGUAGUGCAUAUUUUCAAUUGCUGCUGCAUAUACUUCUUCAGUCAUCAGUCAACUGUGUGUGAAGUUUAAGUGCAGUGUAAAAAAGAGUAUUGUACUUUUAUUAUUAGGCAAGACCUAUUAAUUAGUCAGGUAAUUAAAAGUAGUAAGUUUUAAUUAGUCAGGUAAUUUAAGGUCUUUUUCUUAUUUUUAAUGUUUAUAUAUUUGUUUAUUUAUAUUUAGAUAUGGAUUACGAGAAGGAGAAGCAAAGAUUAUUAAAAUUAUUUGAGGAAGUAUCGACUGACGAGGAAACGUAUGAAGAUGAUGAUUAACAAAAUUACUUUUUGUUAAAGUAAUAUAAUGUUGACACAAACGCAUAUUUACACAGUUAUAUGAUCAUAUAUUCAUUAAAUAAUAUAAUUGUACAAAAUUUUGCAAAAAAAAAUUUUUUUCAAAUAUUGCUGACCCAUAUUUUUGGACCCGGUCUUCUGCACCGUGCGCGAGUAUUCGAUCACAAGUAUUCGAUCGUUAAGGUGGAUAGGUUAUCUUCGAAACCGAAACUAAUUACCUACUGUAUAUAAGACACUUUUUUAUGUAAACUGUUCUGAAAUUGUUAAUUAAAACUUAUACUUUGCAUAAAUAAAUUCCUUUAUCUUUAA